This is a messenger RNA of Blastomyces dermatitidis ER-3, 1215 nucleotides long. RefSeq lists its product as uncharacterized. Bases 1 to 795 code for a protein of 264 amino acids. The transcript is spliced from 2 exons. The record is from RefSeq and is a predicted model, not a curated record. Lineage: Eukaryota; Fungi; Ascomycota; Eurotiomycetes; Onygenales; Ajellomycetaceae.
AUGGAGAACCAAAAUCCGUACAAAGCUCCAUCAGCACCAAGUGAGCAAGCCAGAGAGCGAGACAUGAGAGAAUCAACCAUCACUGUGGCGCCCUCGUCCCAGCAACCUCUCCUCGACCAGGAUACAAACGUCAACCUAUGCCAGCUUCUAGUGGACACCUUUGAGAAAGUCGGCAAGGCUUCCGGUGCCGGCGGUUUGGACACGAGCAAAUGGGCUGUUAAGGAUGGGGAGAAUCUGUCGCGUCACAGAUAUAGAUCGAAUCCAGCACAAUAUCAUCAUUCUCGUCGUCAUCAUCAUCAUCAUCAACAACAACAAGAGGAGCUGAUGCUACCGCAACAAAAUCAGCUCAGCGUUAGUGGAUCGCCGAGAAUUGGUACAUCUCAUACCAUUCCGCAAGACUACCAGCAGCGGAAGUUUUAUUCUCCGCAGCACGACGAGAAUAUGCACAGUAAGAACCCGGCAGGAGCAAGGGGGGACAGUCCCAGAUCUAGACAGCCUUCUUCGACAAGUUUCGAAGCUACUACUUCUACCCGAGAGGGAGACGCUACGCGAAUCAUCAGUAUUAGAGACGUCGAUAUGGAUGUUGAUAUAGGUUCACUUCGCGCGUUAGUCGGACAGUGUAUUGAUCCAGGGCUCGAGAGGAUUGUAGAUGUUUGGGAGGCGGGGGAUACAUGCCGCACGCUAACGCUACAUUUCACCACGGCCAGCAAAGCGAUUAUGUUCUCCUCUUUGCUUGGUCGGUUGCAUAGCUGGUCCAAAUAUAAGGUUGACUACGCUCCUGCAAAUAAUCUCUGAGUGAGUGAGUGAGUGACUUACUUUAUGUUGGCCCCUUGCUUCAUUAGAAUCCAACAGAUGUGUUACUCAGAGGGAUUGGAACCGCUGUCAAUAUCGACCGGGAUUCACAAGGGGUAGUAGAUAGAGGGGGCUUGCAUGGUUGGGACUAUAAUGCUAGGAUGGUGCCCUGGUGAGAGAAAUGGAAUGAUAAUGAUAAUGAUAAUAGUAAUAGUAAUACUAGGUAGGGAGGAGAGAGCCCGGGGGGGUGUAUAUAAUAAAUACACAUACCCAAUAUCUAUAUGUAACAAAACUUGAAAUGAAGAGAUAAAACUUCAUGUCAGGCAAGACAAACAAUAGCAUCCUCCAUCCACCCAACACUCGGACCGAGCAAGGUACGGAGUAUAGACCUCGACAAGAAUACGCAAAAUAUCAAAUUCUUUU